This is a messenger RNA of Coprinopsis cinerea okayama7#130, 585 nucleotides long. RefSeq lists its product as hypothetical. Lineage: Eukaryota; Fungi; Basidiomycota; Agaricomycetes; Agaricales; Psathyrellaceae. The coding region runs from base 1 to 585 and encodes 194 amino acids. The record is from RefSeq and is a predicted model, not a curated record. The transcript is spliced from 6 exons. Gene Ontology annotation, cellular component: membrane. Gene Ontology annotation, biological process: mitochondrial respiratory chain complex I assembly.
AUGAGUUUUCUCUCCAGAAUCUUCACGGCACUCAGGAACCCAAGACGAUAUGUGGGUCGAGACCUUGAGGGUAACAAGUUUUAUGAAAGCCCAAUAUCUGCAGGCUCUCGUCCCAAACGGACAGUAGUGUAUCGCCGAGAGGAGGAUAUGUGGGAUUAUAUUGGUGGAACGAAACGGCUACCAAUUCAAUGGUCGGCUUGGCUGUCUCAUACCCGGCCUAAUCCGCCUACAAUUGAGGAACUUGAAGCCGACUUACAGCGGCAAAUACGCGUCAAAUACAACGCGUCGCUGAUUGAAGCAAAGGAUAGAGAAGAAGCUGAACAACGGCGACGAUUACAAGCUGAGGGCCAUGCCGAGGCACUCAGAAUACAGCAAGGCCGUGGCCAAACUGAGGUGGAGGGUGAGCCUCCAGUACUGGCUAGUGCGUUUGAGAAAACGGAAACAGGGAAGGCCGAGUCCCAAAACACUGCGUCAUCCAAACCACAGCCCUCGAAAACUACGGACCCAGACAAUCCAUGGGCGGCAGCGGACGCUCCUGUGGAGACACAAUCUUGGACUCCCAAAUUUAGAAGCAGAGGCGGAUGA